AGAGCCAAAGAAACCCGGGAGGCUCACUAAGCCGUUUUCUGCGUCUGUGCUGUCUAAUUGGUUGUUGUAAUACAACAAUGUGGGUUAAGCUGAACUUUAACAGGAUGUGGAAAAGAGCUGCCAGCUAAACCGUGUAGAAAAGACGCCAACUAGUUCCACUGAAUGCUGCUGAAAAAGGAAAAAAUAUGCACGGUAAUGACCUCCCACCGAUAUAUCAAUCGACAUUCAGGAGCAGAUUUGAAUUCAACAGGAAAGCAAAUCCUCCACCACGUCGCCCACCGGGAUACCCGGUGCCUGCUCUUUCUCUGAUUGUCAGAGGAAGAGCGCCACAGACGGACAAAUUGAGCUCCGUGGAUCCCCGAAUCGUAUCCCUCCAGAAGAACGUCCAAUAUCUGCAACAACAACAAACGGAAACUCUCGAGAAGCUUCAUGCAGAAAUGGAUUUUCUCAAAAGGGAGAAUAAAGAGCUGAAGUAUAGAUUGACUAUGGACUCAAACAAAGCAGGCAAAAAAGGAGUAAUGUUCAACCGAAAUGCAAGAUCUCCCUGUCAAGGCGCCCACUCUGGACUCUCCGUGGAGGAGCUGCUCGAAGACACAAUGUUUCAAGACCAAGCUGUAAGGGAGGUAAGUGAAAGUCCGCGAUCUGUACGACUAAACCAUGGUGGAGAAUUAACAGGGCUGCGAAAGACCGUUUUAGAGCCUGUAAGAAUCGACAGCACUCCACCCGAUAUGGUACACCCUUCAACAAUGCAGGAGUGUGAGGCCAUCAUCCAACAGCUGUUCAAUGUAAACAGUUUACAGACUCAGGAAAUUGCACGUCUGAAGACGCUGCUUAGUGACAUAAUUCUGAGCAAAAAAAUCACCCGGGAACACCAAAUUUUGAGCAAAGCCUACCUUGCUGACAAACCAUACAAACCUGGUGAACAGAAGACAUUUCCCAAACUUGGUCCUCGCCCAGUUCCAACAACAGUACCCUCUCGCCCUGGUGUAGUUCUCCCUGGCCUGAAGCAGAGCCUCAGUUCCAAUGCUGCAAACAGACAGAAGAGGCUCAUGCCAAUUCACAGACACCACUUCCAACAGGGUUUCCGCUGACUGGCUAGAAAGGCCAAAGUCUGGGUGUUUUCAUGGUCAAA
Xiphophorus maculatus (southern platyfish) is the source of this 1132-nucleotide messenger RNA. It is a transcript of the gene ccdc74a, whose product is annotated as coiled-coil domain-containing protein 74B-like. NCBI's taxonomy places the organism in Eukaryota, Metazoa, Chordata, Actinopteri, Cyprinodontiformes, Poeciliidae. The record is from RefSeq and is a predicted model, not a curated record. The transcript has 7 exons. Bases 186 to 1091 code for a protein of 301 amino acids.